UGAAAUUUGAUCGGCACGUAGACAAUUUUGUUGAGACUCGGUCAUUUAUUAACACGAGGAAAACACUCUAAAAUAAUUUUUAUUCCUCCCCCCCCCAAUAAGUCUCAUUAUUCCUUUUUACCAUUAGGAACACCAGGCAGUAGAGUAGCUCUUUCGCUAUUUAUUCUACACGAUACAAAAGUACGUUUUAGCUAACAGAGUCCUGAUAAUUCCGCGUCGAAGGCCGGUCAUUCUUAACACGGUUUACUGCUGAAAAGCUAACACCGUGUGGCUGUCGUUUCAAUUUCAAAUCUUCAAAGAAAACUCGCCACAAUUUUUUGUCUUUCUUCUUCGGCAGCGAAUUUUUCAGUUUUUCAAGUGAGUUUCCCUUUUAUUUUCAACCCCAGCCUUUAGGUUCCUCACAUUAAACUGCUUCAAUGGAAAUCACAACUGACCACAAUUCAUCAAUUUCUCCUGAUUAUACUGUACCUAUUAUCAAUGUUCAUGCUGACAACUUCAAAUCCUUAUGGCCAUCCAUACUUCUUGCUGUCAGAGGAUCCACGUUCCUUGCACUCGACACUGAGAUGAGUGGCUUAGGGGACCGAAAAUCUUUAUUGGCCAAGUGUGUCGAAGAGCGAUACAAGGCAAUGAGCAGCGCUGCUCGGUCCCGUUCCGUCCUCUCGUUUGGGCUCUCCUGUUUCAAGCUGCAACAGGUGGAAACGGUCGACCGGACGGACAAGAAGAAUGGAGGCCCAGAGGAGGAGGAGGUCCGCGGGACGAGGAAGGUGAAGGAAUGGAAAUACGUCGUCCAGAACUACGACAUUGCGCUCCUGUGUUUCGACGAGUACGUGGUGGAACCGAGGUCAAUGCAGUUCCUCAUAGACCACGGGUUCGAUUUCAACAGACAGUUCUCAAAGGGUUCUCAGUAUUAUCGUGGCAACGAUAGAGAUCACCAUGACAUCAGUAAACCGUCAGUAAGGGAUCUUUUCAAUGAAAUUCUUCUCGCCAACGUGCCAAUAGUCUUACACAAUGGCAUCAUUGAUUUGGUAUUCUUGCAUCAGAAUUUCUACUGUGAUCUGCCGCUGAAGUUUAACACUUUUGUCUCGAAUCUAUCCGAAAUGUUUUCAGCUGGGAUCUUUGACACAAAAUAUCUCAUUGAAUAUGUAAUGAGGAUGUCGGCUUCGUAUUUGCUCUAUGUUUUCAAGAAAUGUAUUCGUGACAACAACAAAAGCAGCAUCCACGUUAACAACAGCUUCGUGUCGACAUCUUUCCUCGACUACCAGAACAAAUGUUCCGACGUGACUUACAGUUAUUUCGGAUGGCAGAAGAGAAAUUCUUCAGAAAUUACACAGAAACUCUGCAAGACUGCCUGCGAAAUGUUUGCUGCUCAUGGUUGGUGUCGCAGUGGGCGUAAGUGUACAAAAAGUCAUGAUGUGGAUUUGAUCCUGGAUCUUGACGAACACAAUCUGCUGAAGAUAGAGGUGAAAAAGAAGAGGAAACGUGAACGGAAACAGAAGAAACGCAUGGCUUCGGCGCUUCUUGCGACCAAAAACUUGGCAUCGGAUGAGGACGAUGCAUCACCUGCAAAGCACGUGCGUCCAUCGGACGGCGGCGACAGGGAAGGCUUGUCGGAUGCUAGUGACUGUGAUAAUGGUAGUUGCAGAGUCUCUGAAGAACUAAGCAAUGGCAGUUCAUCACACGCAAUGGACAUUGAGGAAACGGUGACGACAGCGGUGACAUCAACAACGUCAUUGACACCAGCAAUGCCAUUGGCAUCAACAACGUCAUUGGCAUCAACGUCAUUGACAUCAACAACGUCAUUGACAUCAACAGCAUCAUUGACAUCAACAACGUCAUUGACAUCAACAACGUCAUUGACAUCAACAGCAUCUUUGACAUCAACAACGUCAUUGACAUCAACACCGUCAUUGACAUCAACAACGUCAUUGACAUCAACAGCAUCUUUGACAUCAACAACGUCAUUGACAUCAACACCGUCAUUGACAUCAACAACGUCAUUGACAUCAACAGCAUCAUUGACAUCAACAACGUCAUUGACAUCAGCACCGUCAUUGACAUCAACAACGUCAUUGACAUCAUCAACAACAACUACAGCAGCAGCAGCAACAACAAGUGACAGUCCCCACCGUCAAGUCAAUGGUGAACUGGAAGAAAGUCUGCAACCUGAUUCCAGACAGUCUUCACCUGAUAUGUUAGAGGAAAUAAGAGCAAUUACCGAUUCUCUCAUAAGUAGCGCUGUCCCCAAAGAUGAAAAGCUGGGCAGUUCUCACAGCAUAGAAUCCCCAAAAAAUACAAAAUCAGCCCCUUGUGGACAUUCGUCUGGGUUUGACGCUUUCAUGACCGGUUUCAUAUUUUCGGUUGCUGUUGCCAAGUUUGGUGAGGCGGAUGUAAAAGACUGUAAACUAGCCUUGACCGGUGGUCAACUCAGACACUGGUUGAAUAAAGUGUUCCUUAGCAACAAGGACGUUCCGUUGUCGGUGUGUAAAAGUAAAUUCUCUCAGUGCUCCAACUUCCACAGAGAUAAAUACCGUUCUCUCAGAUCAAAUCCCAAAACCUAAGCUGCUAAGAACUUUGUAAAUAAUUCAAUAUAUCCAGAUCUAGAGCUUCUGGAGACAAGGGCGAUGGUGGUGUGUGUGUGUGUGCUUGUAUGUGUAUUUGUGUGUUUGGAUAUUUGUAUAUGUAUUUCUUUUCACUUGCUGGAUCCAGAGGAAGGGGCAAUGCCCAUGCCCCCUACCCCUGCAAGGUCUUCCAAACCAGUGAUUUUGAUGCCAGUAAUGUGUUGUUUAAAUUGUUGCACAGCAACACCUGCUCGGCAGACAUGAGCAGGGAAGGAAUUUCCAGAGGUCUGACAUUUUAGGAAGGAAGAACUGAGCUUAGGGAUUAGUGCAGGGCCCUGGGGAUUUGAACACAAAUGUGAUAAGAAAAGGGACGAAUGGGUUGGCAGAAGACCCAGCUGCUACACAUGUGAUAGUAAAGGUCAUCUGAGGUCCUUUUUUUUUUUUUUUUUAAAACUUGCUGUGUCUGGGGGUAGAGAAAGUGCCCAUAGCCUUUGUGGGUCUGACAUUCUAGGAAAGAAGAACUGAGAUUAGUGUUUAGUGCAGGGCCUUAGGAUUUGAAAACAACAAGUGUGAUAAGAAAAGAGAUGAAUGGGAUGGCAGAAGACCCAGUUGUUAUACAUGUGAUAGUAAAAGUUAUCUGAGGUCCUCUUUUUUUU
This is a messenger RNA of Octopus sinensis (East Asian common octopus), 3214 nucleotides long. Its product is annotated as target of EGR1 protein 1-like. Lineage: Eukaryota; Metazoa; Mollusca; Cephalopoda; Octopoda; Octopodidae. Bases 417 to 2558 code for a protein of 713 amino acids. Gene Ontology annotation, molecular function: snRNA binding; metal ion binding; 3'-5'-RNA exonuclease activity. The record is from RefSeq and is a predicted model, not a curated record. The transcript is spliced from 8 exons. Gene Ontology annotation, biological process: snRNA 3'-end processing. Gene Ontology annotation, cellular component: Cajal body; cytoplasm.